Molecule: messenger RNA, 2301 nt
Organism: Daphnia carinata
Lineage: Eukaryota; Metazoa; Arthropoda; Branchiopoda; Diplostraca; Daphniidae
Exons: 4
Coding region: 1051-2100 (349 amino acids)
Source: RefSeq, a predicted model, not a curated record
AAGACCGUCAUUUGAUGGUGUGACUUAUUUGCCUUUAGUUGGCGACUCACCGAAACGGAUGUGAAGUUUGGUCAUCGAUCCUUCCGCUACCAGUGGCGGAAAAAGUGAUAGUUCCCUUAUUCGUUAUGUGCCUGCUCAGCAUACGAAAUGAGAGAGGUUGAGGAAGAAUUGAUUUUUAAGAAAAACAUUUUUUCUUAUUGCGUUGGGUUUUCUUUUUUAAACUCUCACUAUUUUACCUUGGUCUGGAGAUUCGAGACGAUCGUAAAUUUGUAUUGAAGGAAGCCUAUCGGCGAAUUCGGGCCUUAGAUCGCUGUCACCAGGCCGACCUUUGCUUACGAAAUACGUUAAUAUUUGCAUACCGUACAGACUACGUGCAGAAGGUCGUGUAGCGAAGUAUCCUUUCACUUUUGUAGCGUCUCUGCAACGUUAAAAGCAGUUUUCACCUUCCCCGCAGAUUUACAUGUUGUAAAGCUAUUCAUGUUGAGCUAGGGAUGAGCAAGAUCAUUCAAUCAACAGGGAAGCGGUUGCGAAAGUUGUACAACCAAAUGUUGUUACAUACUGUUUGCAACUCUCUACUCUGAAUAAGGAAUGAUCCAAAGUUGGAUGAAAUCCGAGAAAAAAACCAUGCCUGUCAGCUUAGUGAGAGAUGACUUUCUAUUCAUUGACUGUAUAACCUGAUGCUUCAUCAACUAUUACUGCAUUAGUAAGAAAUUUUACCGUGCAUUUGGUCUAAUGGUUGAGAAUUUGUCAACUAGUUGGCAAUAGUGAAUCAUGAGAAAAAUUCCGAUAGUUCUCGUUUCCCUUUUUAAAUUGAUUUGCUAACAUGAAACGGAAGUGAUUAUAUUUCUGUUUGUUCAAUUCAUGGAAAGUUUUUUUGUUUCCCUUCUGUGCAGCGAAAGUUUCACUGCUAGUGACGAAAUUACAGAGGGAGGAAAAUGUUAGAACCAGCGCCGAGUGAUGAAGGGUGACAGCACGCUUUAGUCCAGCAGAAACAUUAUUCCCACUGAUCUGAUUUGUUCUCUUCCAACGCUUCACUUCCAUACAACAGUCAUGAGUCAUUCAUACACGCUAUUAGUUGUGAUGCUAAUAGUCCACUAUGGUUCUUCUGCUCCUGCUCCUCAAUCUGGAACAAGUAACGUCGGCUCGGGGCUUACAAACUUGAAUUCCAAUUUGUUGGGUUCCAGCACCAAUCCAGGCCUUUUGAACGGUGGAUUAGGCACAGGAUUCGGAUUCAAUGGACUGAAUUCCUUCGGUGGCGGAUUUGGAAACGGCUUAGGAGGAUUUGGUUCCGGUCUUGGAACAGGAAUUGGAGUUUUCGGAUCUGGGCUUGGAGGCUUUGGAUCCGGACUUGGAGGCUUCGGAUCAGGAAUCGGAGGUUUUGGAACAGGCCUUGGAGGAGGUCUAGGAGGAUUUGGAACAGGAAUUGGUGGCUUUGGAACUGGACUUGGAGGACUUGGAGGAAUUGGAGGUUUCGGAUCGGGAUUAGGAGGAAGCGGUGGCGGCCUAGGAGGAUUUGGAUCAGGAAUUGGCGGCUUGGGGACAGGACUUGGAGGAAUCGGAGGAGGUCUAGGAGGAUUUGGAUCAGGCAUUGGAGGCUUUGGAACAGGGCUUGGUGGACUGGGUGGAAGUUUUGGAGGAAUCGGCUCCGGUUUGGGUGGUUUUGGAUUAGGAAACGGAUUGGGUGGCUUUAACAAUUUCGGUGUUGGGGGCUUAAAUGGACUGGGAUUCGGCAACAGCCUCCUCAACGGUGGUGGACUAGGAGGCAUUGGAUCUCUUAGCAGUUUUGGAGGAAACGGUUUACUGGGCACGGGCAGUCUCCUUAACAGCGGACUGCUUGGCACCACUGGCCUUAGCAAUGGACUAGGAACUGUUGGUUCCAAUUUUGGCCUCGGCAGUGGUCUCGGUCGAACGGCGCCCUUGGUAAAUCUGAUGACCGGAGGCUCUACUUUUACGUCUUCGGAUCAACAUGUCAAUAAUCUAGUUAAUCGCAUCCGUGCAAUCCAACAAGAAUUCGCGACCAAUGCUUCGUCUUCUUCCAGGUCAACAUCUUCUUUAGGCGAUAUACGAUCUUUCGAUCCUACGAACGAUAAAGAUGUGUAACCAUCACAUUCGCAGAUAUAUCUCUUCUACUGCUCUCAUAUUUGGCGUAUUAAUCGAAAACUUGUUUUCUGUUCAGUUAUAGUACUGUUUUCUUUUGUUACUCUUUAGAAUGUGUGUAACUGUGUAUUUUGUUUCGAUAUAAAUCAUGUUUGAGGCUCCCCAGAACAUCUAAUUCGAUUACAGAUUUCCAGAAUAAUUAAA